Myotis lucifugus (little brown bat) is the source of this 2644-nucleotide messenger RNA. RefSeq names its product immunoglobulin like domain containing receptor 1 (gene ILDR1). The coding region runs from base 314 to 1876 and encodes 520 amino acids. NCBI's taxonomy places the organism in Eukaryota, Metazoa, Chordata, Mammalia, Chiroptera, Vespertilionidae. Gene Ontology annotation, molecular function: high-density lipoprotein particle receptor activity. The transcript has 9 exons. The record is from RefSeq and is a predicted model, not a curated record. Gene Ontology annotation, cellular component: plasma membrane.
UCCCAGCAAGCUGGCCCUCCCUCCCCUGCAAAUGUCCCACCUCUAUACAAAUAAUGUGGAGUAGAGUCCUUUCCAUAAACUGCUACUUAUGUUGAAUCACUAUUCAGCAAAAUAAAGAACAUCUGAAUAAGAAAGUCAUCUAUCUUCCUGAAAACACCACUGUCACCCUAUUACUCUUCUUCAGAAAAGCCUUCAGUGAUUAUCCAUUAACUAGACAUUGGAGUGUGAUACUGACUUCACUCCAUCUCCCCACCUCCUGGUCACCACACCAGCACCACCUUAUUUAUCCCCUCUGCCUCCCAUAAAGCCAGAGAUGCCAGCUAGUUGGUUCCCUCCAGGUUCCCCAAGUAACUGCCCCUUCCUGCUAAGGGCCGUGCUCAUCUUCCAUCCUGAAAUGCUCCAGGACGUGGUCGUGACGUGGCGCUUCAAGUCCUUCUGCAAGGACCCCAUCUUUGACUACUACUCUGCGUCAUACCAGGCAGCUUUAUCCCUGGGCCAGGACCCUUCCAAUGACUGCAAUGACAGCCAGCGGGAGGUCCGCAUCGUGGCCCAGAGGCGGGGGCAGAAUGAGCCUGUGCUGGGGGCGGAUUACCGGCAGCGCAAGAUCACCAUCCAGAACCGAGCAGAUCUGGUGAUUAAUGAAGUGAUGUGGUGGGACCAUGGAGUGUAUUACUGUGCGAUUGAGGCUCCAGGGGACACAUCAGGUGACCCAGAUAAGGAGGUGAAACUCAUUGUCCUGCACUGGCUGACGGUGAUCUUCAUCAUUCUGGGAGCCCUCCUCCUGCUCCUGCUGAUUGGAGUGUGCUGGUGCCAGUGCUGUCCCCAAUAUUGCUGCUGCUACGUCCGCUGCCCCUGCUGUCCCACCCGCUGCUGCUGCCCUGAGGAAGCCCUGGCCCGCCACCGCUACAUGAAGCAGGCUCAGGCCCUAGGCCCUCAGAUGAUGGAAAAACCCCUAUACUGGGGGGCGGACAGGAGCUCUCAGUUUUCAUCUUAUCCAAUGAACCAGCUGCUUCAGCGAGAUUUGUCCCUGCGAUCCAGCCUCCCACAAAUGCCAAUGACCCAGCCCACCAAUCACCCUCCCAUCACUAACGGUGUCCUAGAGUAUUUGGAGAAAGAGCUGCGGAACCUCAACCCAGCCCAGCCCCUACCCCCUAACCUCAAAGCCAUAUCUGGCCAACCCUGCAGUAUGCUGUCCUCCUUGGGCUCUGAGAUUGUGGAACGCAGAAUCAUCCGCCUGCCCCCACUGAGAGACCUGCCAUCUUCUCUGAUGACCAGCAACUCCUCCCACCAGCAUUGGCUCGCUCCAGUUCCCCCUGGAGCCUGGGAUCUGAGGGAGGAGAGGAGGCAGCACCACCACUCUGGUUUCCACCAGGAGCUGCAGGACCGGCAGCCUCGGCGCUGGGCGUUGGAAGGAAGGGAGCUGGACCAGCUUCGGAGUGGAAGGCACCGCAGCUCCAGGCCGAACACGUCAUCCAGGCCCUGGUCAGACAGGGAUAGCCUCAGCGAUGUCCCUUCGUCCAGUGAGGACCGCUGGCGGUUCACGCACCUGCCUCUCAGGAGCCGCUACCCAGACAGACCCCGCAGGCCCAGCCCCCGGGAGAGCAUGCACAGGCACCAGAGGCGCAGGCCCCGCAGCUACUCCCCUCCCCUGCCCUCAGGCUUCAGUUCUUGGAGCUCGGAAGAGGAGAAGGAGAGGCAACCCCGGAACUGGGGGGCCCGCCGCCGCCGCUCCCACUCCCCAAACUGGCCUGAGGAGAAGCCGCCCAGCUACCGCUCACUGGAUGUCAUCCCAGGCAAGAAUGGCAGGAAAAAAGGGAAUGUGGAGAGGCGCUCGGAGAAAGACAGCUCCCAUAGUGGAAGGAGUGUGGUCAUUUAGUCACCGGAUGUGGCACUACUUCUGUGGUGACUCGGCUCCUGCACAUCAUCGGUAUCACCUACACUUCCAGGUGACUUGGGAAGGACACUGCAAGUCUGUAUCUUACAACUUUUGGCUUAAAUUCUGAGAAUCAAAUAGGAGAAUUUUAAAAGCAAGAGUUUUAGGAAUUAAUGACUUAGUUUCAGACUUGGCUCACACUCUCUGAAUAUUUAGACAGUCUCUGACUUGUAAGGGACCCAAGUGAGAUGUGAUUCCUCAAGAACUUAAUUGCCUGAGUCCUCAACUAGGUUACACUACUCAGAACCAUGGCCAUUCUCAAAGUGAGAACUCAGGAAUCUUUAAGAAAAAAGUCAGACAUGUUUCAGGAGCAGGAAAUCUAUGGAGUACAAUAGGAUAAUUUCCAUGGGCACUUCUCUCACUCUGUAGCAUAUCUAGAGGGUCCCUCCCACCUUGCUGCCCCCGUGCCUGGUCCCAAGUGCCCAUGAGGGCCCAGUAAGAGAUGGCACAGUAAAUACUCCCAACAGUGUGCUCUCUUAUGAGCCAUUUAUUCCAAGUGUAGCAGAGAAGCAGUUUUGUACCAGCUUGUUUUCCUUUUGUUCAUUUUAUGUUUUUGCUUAUAUCUAACUUAUAUUUUUGUAAAUGGUAUGUAGCCAUUAAAAUGGCUUUAAAUGUUUCUUGGGAACAACAGAGUAUAUAAAUAAGAAGGAAAUAAAAAUGUACUGGCGUGAGGAUUCUGCCCCAAAUAAAUACCUACUUUGGUGCAUUUGA